This is a messenger RNA of Salvelinus namaycush (lake trout), 616 nucleotides long. Its product is annotated as ubiquitin-conjugating enzyme E2 D4-like. The coding region runs from base 164 to 616 and encodes 150 amino acids. Lineage: Eukaryota; Metazoa; Chordata; Actinopteri; Salmoniformes; Salmonidae. The transcript is spliced from 6 exons. The record is from RefSeq and is a predicted model, not a curated record.
CAGAAAGCGGAAACAAUAGAGAACCACAAACACACACCCUUGUCUUGGCGAUCUACUCAGGGAAAUAAAAUACCUUUACCUUUUAAGCAAUACUAGUAAAGUAGACAUCUAAGAAAAUACGAAGUCGACGAGUACUUAGGGGCAUUUGACUAAGUUGGUCACCAUGGCACUGAAAAGAAUACAGAAGGAGCUUCAUGACCUGCAGAGGGAUCCGCCAGCACAGUGCUCUGCUGGACCCGUGGGAGAGGACUUGUUCCAUUGGCAAGCAACAAUAAUGGGGCCAGGUGAUAGUCCGUACCAAAGUGGGGUCUUCUUUCUCACAAUCCACUUCCCCACCGACUAUCCCUUCAAGCCACCAAAGGUAGCAUUCACAACAAAGAUCUAUCAUCCAAACAUCAACAGUAACGGGAGCAUUUGCUUGGACAUCUUGCGAUCCCAGUGGUCUCCAGCAUUAACUGUAUCAAAAGGUGAGAGAACUGGUAACAGGGCCAUACCCAGUAACGGGGCCAUACUCAGUAACAGGGCCAGACCCAGUAACGGGGCCAGACCCAGUAACGGGGCCAUACCCAGUAACGGGGCCAUACCCAGUAACGGGGUCAUACUCAUCACACUUUGA